This is a messenger RNA of Mytilus trossulus (common blue mussel), 1911 nucleotides long. Its product is annotated as heat shock 70 kDa protein 12A-like. The record is from RefSeq and is a predicted model, not a curated record. The transcript has 6 exons. Gene Ontology annotation, molecular function: ATP binding; ATP-dependent protein folding chaperone. NCBI's taxonomy places the organism in Eukaryota, Metazoa, Mollusca, Bivalvia, Mytilida, Mytilidae. Bases 133 to 1848 code for a protein of 571 amino acids.
CUACGGGAGGAAAACGAUGAUUUACACAAAGGAUUGCGACACACGCAAGAAGAAAUAGAAAAGUUAUCACAAUAUCAAAAAAUACCCGAAGCGCCUGCAGUAGGAACCACAAGACAGUACAGGGAAUCGUCGAUGGCAAGUUCUACAUACUAUGUCUGUGCUGCUAUAGAUAUAGGUACUACAUAUUCAGGUUAUGCCUUUAGUUCUAAGGAUGAUUAUUCAAGGGAGCCAACUAAUAUAAACACAAGUUACUGGCCUGGAAGUAAACUACAUUCAUUAAAAGCACCUACUGCUAUUUUACUAGAUUCGCAUCAGAAAUUUGUAGCGUUUGGAUAUGAGGCUGAGAAUAUGUACUCCGAAUUAGUUGCUGAAGAGGAGCAUGAAGAUUAUUAUUAUUUUCAUAGCUUUAAGAUGCUUCUCCAUGAGAGGAGAAUUACAAGAGACAUCAAGAUCAAAGAUUUGUGCGGUAAAGAAAUGGAAGCUUUGAAUGUGUUUCAGUGUAUAAUUCAGUUCCUGAAGGAUAAAGUAUUUAAACAUAUAUCAGAUAAAAUAAAAGGCAUUCAGGAGAAUGAUAUUCGCUAUGUCUUAACAGUACCUGCCAUAUGGGAAGACUCUGCGAAGCAAUUUAUGAGAGAAGCUGCCACUAAGGCUGGUAUAAACAGUGGCCAGUUGAGUAUUGCCUUAGAGCCCGAGGCUGCUGCUAUUUACUGCCAACACCUUAAGACUGACAGACAGGAAAAGAAUACAUUUGCGUCUACAGUUAAAGCAGGAAUGAAGUACAUGAUAGUUGACCUUGGAGGUGGCACUGCCGAUAUUACAGUACAUCAGAGAUAUGGAGAUGGUUCACUUAAGGAAGUUGUUCCUGCCAGUGGUGGUCCAUGGGGUGGUAAAUCUAUAGAUGAAGCUUUCCAUAGCUUUCUCAAAAGAAUUUGUGGACCCAAAGUAAUGGAAGAAUUAAGAAAAACUGAACUUGAAGACUUUAUUGACCUAUUUAGAGAAUUUGAAACUAAAAAGAGGUCAAUACGUGUAGAUCAAACUAACAAAGUAGUCGUUACAUUACCUGUUGCUCUAAUUGAUUUAGUUAAAAGCCAUAGAGGUAAAAUGGAGACGGCUUUAGAGCAAUCACCGUAUGGUCAGACAGCUAUCUACAGCAAGCAAAAGUUACAUAUUUCCCCAGAUACAUUUAGAGAUUUAUUCAAAUCUACAACUGAAGCCUUAAUAAAACAUAUAGAAAGAAUGUUUCGUGAUGAAAAGUUAUCAGAUCUAGAAAAUCUUAUUAUGGUGGGAGGAUUUUCUGAAUGUGAGCUUAUACAGCAUAGAAUGAAAGAAAAAUUUGGAAAACAUAAAAAGAUAAUUAUUCCUGCAGAGGCAGGUCUUGUUGUCCUUAAAGGAGCAGUUUUAUAUGGCCACCAACCAAAAGUGAUCAGCUCCAGAAUACUGCGACGUACCUAUGGUAUCCAGAGCUUAUGGGGUCCUCAUAUGCAGCCAGAAUCACAGAAAUCAUAUCUGGUUGAUGUUAAUCGAUGCAAAGAUUUGUUCUUUAAAUAUGCCAAAGUUGGUGAGCAAGUAGUGUUUGGUCAUGAAGUUUCCCAGGUAUUCCAAGUUUUCAAACCAAACGAAAAAACCCUAGAGUGCACUAUCUAUGUAUCAACAGACCCUGACCCACGAUACGUUACCGAUCCAAGCUGUCAGAGACUAGGUAACCUUAUUAUUCCGCUGCCAGAAAUAAGAGCUGGAAAAACUUUAGAGAUAGAAGGGACGAUGGUAUUUGGUGACACUGAACUUUUAUUCCGAGCUAGAGACUUACACACCGGACGAGUUGUUGAGACGCAGUUUGAUUUGUUAUAGAGUGCUGAACUAGAAUAUCAUGUACUAAGGGAUUCAUUGUACUUUGGUAUGCUAACUGUACAA